Messenger RNA from Onychostruthus taczanowskii (white-rumped snowfinch), 2255 nucleotides. RefSeq names its product P-selectin-like. Gene Ontology annotation, molecular function: calcium ion binding; sialic acid binding; oligosaccharide binding. Gene Ontology annotation, cellular component: external side of plasma membrane; membrane. The record is from RefSeq and is a predicted model, not a curated record. The transcript is spliced from 12 exons. Gene Ontology annotation, biological process: leukocyte tethering or rolling; heterophilic cell-cell adhesion; response to cytokine. Lineage: Eukaryota; Metazoa; Chordata; Aves; Passeriformes; Passeridae. Bases 7 to 1812 code for a protein of 601 amino acids.
UCUAGAAUGUCCUGUGGAGCAGCAUCAAUUUCUUUGGAACUGGAAAAUACAUGUGACCUGCAUGGCUCUUGUUUGGCUUUAGCUGUGAGCAGAGGCACUGCUGUGGGACUGCAAUCUGCUGGGAGGACACGGACUCUGGGCUCUCCUGGCACCUACCUGGGCAUCGCUGCCAUCACAUGGGGCAUGGUGCUGUGGGUGGAGGUGGGUGCCUGGACUUACCACUACAGUGACCAAGGGGACUACACGUGGGAGCAGGCCAGGAAUUUCUGCCAGACCUUCUUUACCGACCUGGUGGCAAUCCAGAACCAGCAGGAGAUCGAGUACCUCAACAAGAGCCUGCCCUACCACGGGCGCUACUACUGGAUUGGCAUCCGCAAGCUGGGCGGCAUCUGGACCUGGGUGGGCACGGGGAAGGUGCUGUCCAAGGAGGCAGAGAACUGGGCAGUGGGGGAGCCCAACAACCGCCGCUCCAACCAGGACUGUGUGGAGAUCUACAUCCAGCGGCCGGAGCAGUCCGGCAAGUGGAAUGACGAACCCUGCAACCGGAAGAAGAAGGCGCUGUGCUACCAGGCCUCCUGCCAGCCCUUCCCGUGCAGCCAGCAUGGUGAGUGCGUGGAGACCAUUGGGAGCUACCACUGCGAGUGCUACCCCGGCUUCCACGGCCCUGAGUGCACGGAUGUUGUGCAGUGUGCCAAGCUGGAGCCCAAGGGAGUGCCCAUGAACUGCAGCCAUCCCUACGGAGACUUCAGCUACAACUCCACCUGUGAGUUCGGGUGCCACGAGGGGUUUGAGCGGCGAGGGGCGGGCGUGCUGCGAUGCCUGCCUUCCCAGGAGUGGUCAGCAAACAUCCCCACCUGCACAGCCAUCACCUGUCCGGUGCUCAGAGCUCCAGACCAGGGAGAGCUGAACUGCUCCCACCUCCAUGGCAACUUCACCUUUGGCUCCACGUGUGCCUUCUCCUGCCAGAACGGGUUUGUGCUGAUGGGGCCGGAGAGCCGUGAGUGCACAGCCACAGGGAUCUGGACAGGGAAUGCCUCAAGCUGUGAAGCCAUUGCCUGUCCAGUGCUCAGUGCUCCAGAAAAAGGAGAGAUGAACUGCUCCCACCUCCACGGCAACUUCACCUUUGGCUCCACGUGUGCCUUCUCCUGCCAGAAGGGGUUUGUGCUGAUGGGGCCGGAGAGCAGUGAGUGCACAGCCACGGGGACAUGGACAGGGGAUGCCCCACGCUGUGAAGCCAUCAAAUGCUCAGCACUGACUGCCCCCAACAUGGGCCAGGCUGCCUGCUUCCAUCUCCAUGGCAACUUCACCUUUGGCUCCACGUGUGCCUUCUCCUGCCAGAAGGGGUUUGUGCUGAUGGGGCCAGAGAGCCGUGAGUGCACAGCCCUGGGGACCUGGACUGGGGACCCCACACAUUGCAAAGCCAUCAGCUGCCCAGUGCUGUCCCCCCCCAGCAGAGGACAGCUGAGCUGCUCUCAUGUGCAUGGGAACUUCACCUACAACUCCACGUGCACCUUUUCCUGCGAGGAGGGGUUUGUUCGGAUGGGAGCAGAGAUGCUCCGCUGUGAGGCCAUGGGGAACUGGACCAGGGAUCCCCCUGUCUGUGCAGAGGACAGUGCCUUCCUAAAGCAAGUCCUGGCUUACAGCAGUGGCACAGCCCUGGCAGUAGCUGGUCUUGUGCUCUCUGGGGGGCUCAUUGCCCUUCUUGCGAAGAGGCUCAGUGACAGAGAGGAGAAGAAGAAGCUCCUGAAACCCACAAGUGACCUGGGAGCACCGGGAACUUUCACCAAUGCAGCAUACGAUGCCAACCUGUGAGGUGAGGGCGGCAAGAGCCUCGCAGCACCCUGUUCAAAACUCACCUGGGUGGCCAUCUCCUGGGUGGGGACACCCCUUGGGACUGAAGUGGGUGACACCAGCUCCAUCUCUCCAGUGCUUCCAGCCUGCCUGAGACUGAAACCCCCAAGGCUGCAGGCCCAGCAGGAGCUGCUGCAGGAGCACAGAGGGACUCCAUGCCUGUGGUUGUAGCCUGGACCACAGCUGCCCCUGCACACUGCCACCAUGCUGCGUGUAUAGCAUUCCCCUGGGAAGGGGAGCUGCUUCCAGUGCAGGCAGCUGGAGACCCACCAUGGGCCAAGAGCCACGUGCUGGGGGCAGCCUGCCACCCAGCCCUUGGACAUUCUCCCCCUGGGAAUUGGGACAUUCCCCGAUAGCUGCUCCACUCGUGCUUUCAUCAAUGAGCUUGUGUCAUCGGGGUCUGA